UAUUAAUAUGCAAACAAAUCCUAUUUGUCCAUAACCUGAGGCAUAAUAUUUAGAUAAUUAUGAUAAUUUUGAAGAAGUAACUUAAACAUUUAAAUGUCUUCAAAAAAUUCAUCAACCCCUUGAACAAGAAGCAACUUAUUUUUUGAUACGUGCUCCAACUAAAGAUAAUGUUCAUCGUGCUAUUAAAUAUGGGAUUUGGACUAGGUAGUUAUACAUAAAAUUCUUUAGUUCGAGUCGUAAUAAUUAGAAAUUAAAUGAUGCAACACGUCCAGUUUAUUUAUUAUUUAAUGUUACCUAAACAUCACACUUUAUUGGAUUGGCUAAAAUUGUUAGUAAUUUUAGGGAAAAUAUGCAUUUUAUGUUUUGGGCAGAAGAGAAUAAAUGGUUUGGAUCAUUUUAGAUUGAAUGGGUAAUAAUCCUAUAAACAAAAGGUCUUUGUAAGAGAUUUACCAUAUAGCGAAUUAAGUUCAAUUCAACAAUCAAGUGGAAAAUGUAUUCACGAAUUGAUUGAUUGCACUUAAAUUGAAAAUGGAGAUAUAAUCUAUUCUGCCUUUCAAAAUUAGACUUAAAAAAGCUGCAUGUUAAAGUCAUUUAAGGAAUUGGAUAAUUCAGAAGUAUUUUAUUACACUUUAUUUCUUAGAAAAGGAAGAGAAAUGAAAGAGAUUCUAAUCCAAAUUUUCUCAUUUAGUUUUAAGAAUAUAUUAGUGUCUUUGAAUCUAUGCCAUUCACUUUCUCAGUAGCUUCUUAUUAAAGAAGAAAAUAGUAAUAAUUUCAAAAUCAAUAUUAUUAAUAAUGUGCAUAUUAUUACUAAAGCCCUUGGUACGGAGUUGGUAUAUUUUACUAUAAUUAUAGCCUAACCUACAUUUUGGAAUUAAUAGCAACAAUUAUAAUAAUAACCCAUACAAUAAUAAUAGUAAUAGUAAUAAUAAUAACAAUAAUAAUCUUCUAAUAAUCCUGGUUUUUAUCAGACUUCCAAUUACAAUCGACCCCAGACCUAAAACCAUCAAAACAAUAAAUUUUAACAAAAGAAAUAAUUAAAUAAUAAGAAUAAUAUUUAAUAGAGUCCAAAAAAAUAAUGAAGUUAAUGAGUAUAUUAAUAUAAACAGAC
Molecule: messenger RNA, 1108 nt
Organism: Paramecium sonneborni
Lineage: Eukaryota; Ciliophora; Oligohymenophorea; Peniculida; Parameciidae
Source: the annotation of a GenBank genome assembly